CUUUAUUCAAUGGAAGAAGAAGUUGGUAUAAACGUUAGAACUGGUUUGUUAUCGAGAGUUAAUAAGAAAUUAAAUAAAAAUACUACAAUCAAAGAGCCAACUAAAUCUUCUGCUUCUACAUUCGCUGAUUAUGGUGUACACCCUAGCCUCUGCAACGCUUUGAAAUCAUUGAAUAUAACAACACCCACUGAGAUUCAGAAGUCCUGUAUGGCAGAGAUUAUGAAUGGUAGAGACUGUAUAGCUAGCGCAAAAACUGGUUCAGGUAAAACAAUAGCAUUCGGUUUACCUAUUUUACAACAUUUAACGAAGGAUCCAUAUGGCAUAUGCGCUAUCAUCCUUACUCCAACUAGGGAAUUGGCAUUUCAAAUCGCUGAUCAAUUUCACGCUCUCGGUGGACAUUUGAACUUGCGUGCACCUGUAGUAGUAGGUGGUAUGGAUAUGAUGGAGCAGGCUAUAGAAUUACAGCGUAGACCACACGUUGUUAUAGCCACACCGGGUAGAUUCGCAGAUUUACUUAAAUCUAAAGGUGAAGAAUGGAAUUUGAACAAAGUUAAAUACUUGGUUUUGGAUGAAGCAGAUAGAUUACUCAGUACGACAUUUGCACCAGAAUUGUCAGAAAUUUUCAGUCAUUUACCAACUAAAAGACAAACUUUACUUUUCACAGCAACGGCAACGCCUGCCAUUAUAUCACUCAAGGAUAAAAAACCAGCAGAAGGAAAGCAACCACCUUUCGUACACCUCCUUCAAGAUGAUCACUCCACUCCUGAAAGUCUUCAACAAUUAUAUGUUCACGUACCUUCGCAUGUUCGUGAUGUAUAUCUUCAUCAUUUGUUAAUUAAUCCGCCUGAAAUUGUCGAAGAUCAGAGGCAUACACCACCUGAUCUCUCAAAUCCCGUUUCAAAAAGUGCAUUCGAUGAACAAUCAAAGAAGAGGAAAAGGAAGGAGAAAGUACUUAGUGAAGAAGAUUUAGAAAUCUUAGCAUUUCAACCAGUACCUACAAUUAUUUUCACUGCUCGUUGUCAAACUGCUGCACAAUUAACUACAGAAUUACAACAGAUGAAAGUUCGUUGCGCACCUUUACAUAGUUAUCUCAAUCAAGCUGAAAGGUUACACAGUUUAUCAUUAUUUAGAGGUGGCGUUAUACCCGUUUUAGUUGCAACUGAUGUUGGUAGUAGAGGUUUAGAUAUACCUGAAGUUGCACUCGUCGUUAAUUAUGAUUUACCCAGAGAUCCUAAUGAUUACAUUCAUAGAGUUGGUAGAACCGCCAGAGCUGGAAGGAUUGGUGUUAGUGUUAGUUUCGUAGCAGAACGUGAUGUUGAUUUGGUCGAGGCUAUUGAGAAACACACUGGUGUCACUAUGGAAGAACAUUCAAUGAAUGAGAAUAAGGUAUUGGAGAAUAUGAAUAAAGUAUUCACAGCCAGACGAGUAGCAAACCUUGCUUUACAUGAUAGUAAAUUCGGUGAGAAGCAAAAGAUAAACAAAGCUAAAAAUAAGAAGAGAAGGAAGUAUGAGAAGGAGUUCUUGGAAGGUGCAGGUUAAGACAGUUUUUUAUUUUGUUGUAUUUAUUAUUUAUUAUAGAUUGUUCGUUAUCACCUAA
Wallemia mellicola CBS 633.66 is the source of this 1597-nucleotide messenger RNA. RefSeq names its product DEAD-domain-containing protein. NCBI's taxonomy places the organism in Eukaryota, Fungi, Basidiomycota, Wallemiomycetes, Wallemiales, Wallemiaceae. The record is from RefSeq and is a predicted model, not a curated record. The transcript has 2 exons. Bases 10 to 1539 code for a protein of 509 amino acids. Gene Ontology annotation, molecular function: ATP binding; nucleic acid binding; RNA helicase activity.